Molecule: messenger RNA, 1362 nt
Organism: Plectropomus leopardus (leopard coralgrouper)
Lineage: Eukaryota; Metazoa; Chordata; Actinopteri; Perciformes; Serranidae
Product: beta-1,3-galactosyl-O-glycosyl-glycoprotein beta-1,6-N-acetylglucosaminyltransferase-like
Cellular component (GO): membrane
Molecular function (GO): beta-1,3-galactosyl-O-glycosyl-glycoprotein beta-1,6-N-acetylglucosaminyltransferase activity
Source: RefSeq, a predicted model, not a curated record
AAGACUAAGCACAGCUGGACUACAUACAGAACUCACACUAUUAAAGUUUCUUAGUUGACGUCCUCCGCUGAAAUGAUGACACGACUAAAAAAGGGCCAGUUGCUCCUGAAGCUCACCUUUGUACUGGGAUCACUGUGGAUGUUUGCCCUGCUAAUUCACCCCAAAGGGAGCUGGGAUCCUACAUUCACCCUCAGGUACAGCUGGCUGGAGUACACAGACGCUGAUGGCGGCCCAGAGAAAGUGUGCAACUGUUCAGCAAUCCUGCAGGGAGACAGAGAGGCAGUGGAGCACGCAAAGUUACUGACCAUCACUAAAGACUUCCAAAAGAGUGUCCAGAUCCCCGAUGAGUACUAUAUCCAUGCAACCAAAGACUGCAGACAAUUCAAGUUAAGCAGGAAGUACUUAACUUUCCCAUUAAGCCAGGAAGAGGAGGAAUUCCCUUUGGCUUACUCCAUGGUUGUACAUCAUAAGGUGCAGAACUUUGAGCGACUGCUGCGAGCCAUCUAUGCACCUCAAAAUAUCUAUUGUGUCCACAUAGACAAUAAAACAGAAGCUUCAGUCUUCUCCGCCAUCAGUGCCAUUACUUCCUGUUUCCCAAAUGUCUUCUUGGUCAGCCAGACUGUGAGUGUAGUCUAUGCUGCAUGGACGCGAGUGCAGGCUGAUCUUAACUGUAUGGCUGAUCUCUAUAAUGCCAAAACGAAAUGGAAAUACUUCAUCAACCUUUGUGGCCAGGAUUUCCCACUGAAGACCAACUUGGAGAUUGUCCAGGCACUGCGUUCACUGAGGGGUGCUAACAGCUUGGAGUCAGAGAAACUGCCUGCACAAAAGCAGUGGAGGGUGUCAAAUGCUUAUCACAUAGUUGAUGGGCAAAUCAAGGAAGCAGGAAAGACAAAGGAGCCACCUCCCUUCAACCUGCCCAUUAUGUCAGGAAAUGCUUACAUAGUGGUUACCCGAGGCUACAUCCGCAGCGUGUUGGAGGACAACCGAAUACAGACACUUAUGGAGUGGGCCAAAGACACCUUCAGCCCUGAUGAGUUUCUCUGGGCAACCAUUCAAAGAAUGCCUGGUGUUCCUGGCUCGACGUGGCCCAACGCCAAAUUCGACAUGACAGACAUCAAUGCGAUCGCGAGGCUGGUAAAGUGGGAGGGCCAUGAGGGGCCCCAGGGUUCGCUGGAGGCAGUGUACCCAGAAUGUGAAGGCAGUCAUGUCAGGUCGAUAUGUGUUUAUGGUGCCGGAGACCUGCAGUGGAUGCUUAAUCAGCAUCACCUCUUUGCCAAUAAGUUUGACGCAGACACGGAUCCCAUUGCUAUCCACUGUUUGGAGAGGUAUCUGAGACAGAAGGCACUAGCUGAGUUACAUUAG